AUGUUCAGGCUGCGGCUGAGCCACACCAUAAAGGGCUGCUUCACGUCGGGCGCAUGCGGGGAGGAGCCGGCGACGUCUCCUCCCGGCACGCGCGGCGGCGCGCCCCAUGGCCUCUUCGACGAUCGGCUGCCCGACAGGGCGGGCAGGGCGCCGCGACCGCGGUCGCCCAGCACGCCGGAGAGGGUGGACGAGCCCCAGGCGUCUUUUCGGAGCAUCGAUGGCGGUGUGGGCGCAUCGGAUGAUCCGAAUUGGCGGCCACUGGGCGUGGGUCUGCAAUCGAGGCCAGCCCUGAGGGACGCCGCGGUGGAUGAAUUGGUUGAGGUGUUGCGGUCCGGGGGGCAGGGCGAGCAGGCGGAUGCCGCGGAGAUGCUGUUCAAUGCGGUGAUUGAGAGCGCCGAGAGGCGCGGGGCGGUUUCCGUGGCGGGCGCGGUGGUGCCACUGGUCAUAAUGCUGUCCACGGGCAGCCCGAAGGGCCAGCUGUACGCGGCGUACACCCUCAGCUCGCUGACCAGCGUGGAGGGAUGCCGGCAGGAGAUGGAGGACGCGGGGGCGAUUGGCGCCCUGCUGACGAUGGUGGGCGCGCCGGACACGACGCUGGACGGGAGGAAGGGGGCCGUGCGGGCGCUGGGCAGGCUGGCCAGGAACGAUUCCGCGGCCGGCGCGAUAGUCCACGCCGGCGGGCUGCCGCAUCUGAUCGGCCUGCUCGACAGCAACGAGCCCGGCUUGCUGAAGCGCGCCCUGGUGUGCCUCUACUUCGUGGGCGCGGACAAGGAGGAGCUGCAGGCCGAGAUCGUGCGCAGCGGCGCCGUACCACGGCUGGUGGCGCUGUGCGGCUCCUCUCACGGCAGCGUGCAGGCGGAGGCGGCCGAUGUGUGCAAGGUCCUGGCGCGGUCGACGUGGUGCGCUCGCGAGAUGGCCGCCGGCGGGGCGAUCGAGGCGCUCGUGAGGGUGGCCGACGACGGGCUGUCCAACCGGUCCAAGGAGAACGCGUUCAAGGCGCUCCAGCGGAUUUCGGACAAGGGCCCGGAGCUGAGGGACCGGAUCGUGGGCAGCGGGGCGGGCGGCGCGGCCAGCGAUAUCAGCAACGGGGAGAUCCAGCAGCUGGUGGGGAUCAUCAACUCGGGCGACCCGCAGCUGCGGGAGCAGGCCGCGCAGGUCAUCGAGCAGGUGGCCGCCGCGGACCCCAGGGCGUCCAGGGACCUUGCCGAGCCCGAGGUGGUGAGCUCGCUCAUCGACCUCCUGUCGACGGGGUCUGACGAGGGGAGGGCCUAUGCUGCGUGGGCGAUUGCGCGGCUGGCGGAGGACAUCGGCGUCAGGGACAAAAUCUAUUACACAGGUGCCGUGCUCCCCUUAAUACAUGUCCUCCGCGAGUGCCCUGGCCGUGGCCAGGAAGGCGCCGCACGCGCCCUUGAGAAGCUGGCGUCCCACAAGGACGCAGCCAACACGAUCAUAUCAGAGGGCCAACUGUCGGCCUUCCUGAGCGCACUGGACAGUGGCAACGAGCAGACCCAACUGCACGGGGCGAGGACACUGUUCCUGCUGCGCGGAGUGGACACUGUGGUGCACUCACAGAUCGUGGCCACUGGUGGCGUCCCUGUGCUCAUCCGGAGGUGUUGGAGGGGUAGCUCUGAAGUACAGGCCCUGGCCCUUGCUGUCCUUGUUGACCUUGUGCAGUCCUCAAAAAGCCGCCACAGGAUCGUGGAAGCGGGCGCUGUGCCCGUGCUGCUGGACAUGGAGGUGUCCCAGAUCCCGGAUGUGGCGCAGAUGAGCCGGGAGGCCCUUGGCCUGCUGAGCAGCAAGGAGAGCCUGGUGGCGGAAGUUGAGGCAGAGAGGGACCUGCAGGCGGGGGUGCAAAUCAUGCUGGAGAGGGUAACAGAGGCGGAAGGGGUCAGGCCAGCACGCAGCACGGAGGAGGUGCUGAGGCUUAUACCAAGGGGUGCUUUUGUGGAUGAGCAUCAGGUGGAUGAAGCAUACGAUGGCAACGCUGUCUCCCUCAGCAACCCCAGCAUCGAGCUGCCUCCUCUGCACAUCCACAUCCUCACUUUGGAUGUGCUCCAGCUGCAGCCUGGGCAGAGCUUCCUGGACGUGCAGUGUGGCACUGGGUUUUUGACCUGCAUGGGCGCUUACCUCGUGGGGGAUGCCGGUCGGUCUGUGGGACUCGCGGAGGAGGCAGCGCAUUGUGCCUUUGCUGAAGGCCGGGUGGAGCAGCUAAAAGGGCUAAGGGGCAUGUCAGGAUUGGACCCAAAGUUCAAGACGGACUCCAUCCUUUCCUUUGCCAAGUCUGUGGAGCGGUUUGACAAGAUCAGCAUCGAGGGUGCCUGCCCAAAGAAAAUCCUUGCUGAGCUGCUCAGCCUUCUCCGACCGGGUGGCCGAAUGGUGGUGCCAUGUGAAGGCCAGUUGCUGCUUCUGCGCGAGGAAACGGGCAUCGCAGGCGCCGAGGUCAUUUGUCCCUGCUCCGCCAAGCUCCUGCCCUGCGUGGACAUCGCCAGGCGGCUGGCCUCCAGUCUCAAGCUGGACCUGGGAGACGUCUCGGCGAAUGGCAAGUCCCCGAGUCGCGCAGAAGUGGCCCCUCCUUCCAAGAUCCCGCACGUUGGAGGCAGGACACGGUCUCCCAGGUCUCCAAGACCAGGGUCGGCGAGGGCGAACUCACAAGCUUCAGCAAGGGUGGCAAGAGCCUUCACACCGCGUGGCACGUCCCGGCUAAUGGCAGCCAGCUCCAGCGAGGGCACCCCUAGCGCGAGGCUGGCACAUGCCGGGAGGGACAGCCCAUCAUGGCACCCCAGCCAUGGCGCCUCUUUGUCAGGGUCAGGAUCGGAAGCGGGCUCUCCCGAGGGCGAUGCUGUGGGCAGAGCGCACGACGCCCACUGGCGGUCGCAGCAGCAGGGGUCGGACGAGGGGGAAGUGGGCCCAUCCCAACCGCCACCUGAUCGGCGGAGCUCAUCCCACAACAGAAGCCCCAGGCAUCACUCUGCCUCUGGGCACAUCCAGCACCAAAGAGAAGACAAGAACAUGGCAUGGAACAUUCAGGGCAACGGCAAGGUGCUUGCGCCGCUGCCAGACAGGGAAGUCAGCAUGCAGCCCUUCGAGUUGGAUGUCCCUGGUGAGCUGCAAGGUCUCAUUCUGUCCAUGAACGACAUCGAGAUCUGCAGGAAUGCCGAAGGCAAGAAGUACAGGCUGGGUGAGGGUGGCUUUGGUAUGGUGUACAAAGCGCUGAUGAACAAUGUCGAUGAGGUGGCAGUGAAGGUCGUGAAGACUGACAAGCCUACCAACAAGGAACUGAACCUCUUCCUCACGGAGGUGAAGACCCUGAGCCAGCUCCACCAUCGGAACAUCGUGCAGUUCUAUGGCGCCUGCCUUGAACUCUCCAGCAUGUUCUUUGUGACGGAGUUGAUGCGGGGUGGAGACCUCUACACGGCUAUUAGGCAUCACCAGGAGACGAUGCGAUGGGAACGGCUGGGAAAGAAGGUUGCCCUCGAUGUUGCGCUGGGACUGAAUUACCUCCAUUCGCAGAAGCCACCGAUGAUGCAUCGGGAUCUGAAGAGCCCCAACGUCCUGCUUUCUGAGGAGGGUGUUGCGAAAAUCGCAGACGUUGGGAUGGUUAAGGUGCAGGUCAAGGAGCUCAUGUCUGCUCAGCCCGUGAUGACGCCCCUGUGGGCAGCACCAGAGGUGCUGCGCAAGGAGAGUGCGAACAUCAAGGCCGACGUGUGGAGCUACGGGAUCCUGAUCUGGGAGCUGGUCAGCCAGGCGGAUAUUACCGAGUACCAGUCCCUUGCGAUGACCCGCCAGAUGGUGUCGGACAAGGGCAAGGUCGUGGUGCUGCCGCACAAGUGCCCGCCGGUGGCUGCCAAGUUAUUCAACGCCUGCACGGCCAUGGUCGCGGACGACCGUCCUUCCAUGCAGCAGGUGGUGGAGUGGCUGAGGGCGGAUGGGAAUUAA
Molecule: messenger RNA, 3936 nt
Organism: Ostreobium quekettii
Lineage: Eukaryota; Viridiplantae; Chlorophyta; Ulvophyceae; Bryopsidales; Ostreobiaceae
Source: the annotation of a GenBank genome assembly